Molecule: messenger RNA, 1080 nt
Organism: Micropterus salmoides (largemouth bass)
Lineage: Eukaryota; Metazoa; Chordata; Actinopteri; Centrarchiformes; Centrarchidae
Exons: 2
Coding region: 10-867 (285 amino acids)
Source: RefSeq, a predicted model, not a curated record
AGGUCCAACAUGGUACCAGACAGGUCCAGCGUGGUUCCAGCGUGGACAGGUCCAACAUGGUACCAGACAGGUCCAGCAUGGUCCAGCGUGGACAGGUCCAGCAUGGUACCAGACAGGUCCAGCAUGGUCCAGCGUGGACAGGUCCAACAUGGUACCAGACAGGUCCAGCGUGGUUCCAGCGUGGACAGGUCCAACAUGGUACCAGACAGGUCCAGCGUGGUUCCAGCGUGGACAGGUCCAACAUGGUACCAGACAGGUCCAGCAUGGUCCAGCGUGGACAGGUCCAGCAUGGUACCAGACUGGUCCAGCGUGGACAGGUCCAGUGUGGUCCAGCGUGGUACCAGACUGGUCCAGCGUGGACAGGUCCAGCAUGGUACCAGACUGGUCCAGCGUGGUCAGGUCCAGCAUGGUACCAGACUGGUCCAGCGUGGACAGGUCCAGCGUGGUCCAGCGUGGUCAGGUCCAGCGUGGUCAGGUCCAGCAUGGUCCAGUGUGGUCAGGUCCAACAUGGUACCAGACAGGUCCAACAUGGUACCAGACUGGUCCAGCGUGGACAGGUCCAGCGUGGACAGGUCCAACAUGGUACCAGACAGGUCCAGACAGGUCCUGGGCUGCUUGUGUCCUGCAGCUGUUGGGGAGUUGCAUCAUGAGCUCCCAGAUCUACUGCUGCCGUCACUCUGGGUGACUAUCGGUGUAGAAGGUGCUGGAGGACAGACAGAACUGGUUGUUAAGAAUGCCUUCAGGUCUGUUCAUGAACGCAGUGAAGAGUUAAUAAUGGCUCAGGUGUGUCAGGACGUACUUUCUGCGGCAGCUGAAGUUCAGCCUGCCAAAGUCAGUGAUGGCACAGCUCUACUCCGCCAUCAUUGAGUCCGUUGUCACCUCCUCCAUCUCCACCUGCCGCAGUGUUGGGCGAGCUUGUCGGGAAUGUGGUGAACUGAGCUACUAGCUACUCUACGUUAACCGAAGCUUCACUACACAGAAGCUAUGUAUUUAUUUUUAUUUAUCUUGUGUACUGUGAGCACCACUUUAUACCAAGGCAAAUUCCUGGUGUGUGAAAAUAAACCGGAUUCUGAUUAUGUC